AUGCGCUUCAACGUUCUCAGCCUCUCGGCCCUUCUGGCAGUGACUGCCUCUGCGCGCCCCGUCGCCGUUCCCGACGUCACAUACGUCGAGGAGACCGUCUGGGAGACCGUCUAUGAAACCGUCUACAAGACCGCCGCUCCCGUCAGCGUGCCCACCAAGCUCCCCAUCCAGGAGGUCGCCCUUCCUUCCAGCACCUCGACUCCCGCUGUCCCAACCCUGAGCAUCCCCAGCACCAGCGUCCCCACCAUCGUGCCAACUACCACCAGCGCUCCAUCAAGCACUACCAGCGCCCCGUCCAGCACUAGCAGCAGCCCCGCCGCCACCGGCAGCGGUGUCUCCAUCGUCAACAACCUCCCGGACACCGUCUACCUGUGGGUAGUGACCGAGACCGCCGGUGAAAUGCAAACCCUCCCAUCCGGCGAGACCUUCCACGACACCUGGCUCACCAACUCCAACGGCGGCGGUAUCUCCAUCAAGAUGUCCACCACCGAGGUCUGCGACAGCGUGCUGCAAUUCGAGUACACCCAGUCCGGUGACGUCCUCUUUUGGGAUAUGUCGUCCAUCAACAUGCUCAAGACCUCGCCGUUCGUCAGCGCCGGAUUCGCUGUCACCAUCAGCGACGAGUCGUGCCCCACCUCUACCUGCCGCCCUGGUGAUGCCCACUGCACCCAGUCCUACCAGCACCCCGAUGAUGUCAAUACCUUGGCUUGCGGUAUCGAUAACGCUUACACCCUCACUUUGGGUUAG
Penicillium egyptiacum is the source of this 747-nucleotide messenger RNA. The record is from the annotation of a GenBank genome assembly. Lineage: Eukaryota; Fungi; Ascomycota; Eurotiomycetes; Eurotiales; Aspergillaceae.